Messenger RNA from Akanthomyces muscarius, 2202 nucleotides. RefSeq lists its product as uncharacterized. Gene Ontology annotation, molecular function: zinc ion binding; DNA-binding transcription factor activity, RNA polymerase II-specific; DNA binding. Bases 1 to 2202 code for a protein of 733 amino acids. The transcript has 5 exons. Gene Ontology annotation, biological process: regulation of DNA-templated transcription; DNA-templated transcription. Lineage: Eukaryota; Fungi; Ascomycota; Sordariomycetes; Hypocreales; Cordycipitaceae. The record is from RefSeq and is a predicted model, not a curated record.
AUGGCUGAAAGCCCCGUCCCCGUCAAAAAGCAAUUCGUCUGCGAGUGCGGCCGCGAGUACAUUCGCAAAGAGCAUUUGCAGCGCCACAAAGCCACACACGGCCGGCCCUCGUUCACUUGUCCUGCGUGCGACAGGUCCUUCACUCGGCUUGAUUUGCUCCGGCGACACUCAAAAAUUCAUGGCGCGGUAGUGCCCGACUCUCGCAAAGAACCGGCCUGCGAUGCCUGUCACGCCAGCAAGAUCAAAUGCGACGGAGGCAGCCGGUGCUCCCUCUGUCGCAAACGCGACAUCGAGUGUACUUAUCAGCGCGCCAAUCUCGCGCGGCGGGUGAUUGAGGCCAAUCCUGAUGUCGUCUUUGAUCUCAGCGGCGGCAACUUUUCCGCCAACAGGACGCCGUCUACCACAAGUCAGCACAGUGCGCCGGUCGCCAGUGCCCCCCGAAGCGUGCGCGCAAACAGCCAGACCAGCAGCAGUCCCGUAAGCGAUGCCUCGUCGCCACCGAUUUUUACCGCGCCGACACACGUGACCCCGUUGGAGGCAUCCUGGAACGAACGCACCAAGGCCGGUACGCGGGUUAUUGCUCACGCCAUGGGUGUUCUACGCGAUGGCGGCGACAGCGAUGCGUUGUCGAACCCUUCACCGAACAUGAAGGACUGGCUGGACGACUGCUUCAGAUCCUACUUUGGGCAGUUCCACGAGACCUGGCCCAUUCUACACGCCCCGGCGUGCGAGGACGACCCAAUUGAAUAUGUGCCGCUGGCGGCCUCAAUCGCCAUCAUCGGCGCAUGGCGUCAAGUCACGGACCCGGGCGCUAUGCAAAUGAUUUUUGCCAUUCAUCAAAUUUUGAUGCAGUACUUGUUUGCACAACUGACGCGUUUUACGUUCGACUCUGGCAAUCCCUGGCCAAUCGAGCUAUAUCAGACUAGCCUGUUGAAUGCUAUAUUUGCAUUCGAGAUAGGAAAGUGGUCCUUCAUACCAAGGGGUAGGAUGCUCCAUGUGGCGGUAUCGACAAUUCUGCGACAAACAAACAUGUUUAACAGCGAAAGCGCCAUACACCAUCAACGGAGGCACUAUCCCAGCAACUUCAUGCCGUGGAUCUUUGGAAAGCAUGACUCUUGGAAGAGGCUUGCGACGAGUGCCGUCAAGUUGGACCGCGACAUUGCACUUUUGUACAACCAACCUCCGUUUAUCCACAAUGAGGAGCUGAAUCUGCAGCUCUCAUCCUCCUUUGCAUUGUGGAACGCACACGGGCUCCACGUCUUAUCCCAGCGUCUUCCGCGGGAGCUCACCCAGCGCCAGGAGUAUCGGAUAUCGCAGCUCAUGACUAUGACGGAUGCCAAUCUCCCCUUUCCCCUCUUCGCCGAGGACGUGGAGCUCGUCCUCCUGGGCGCGGCCAACAACGUGUGGACCUACCGCCGGCAGUUUGCCGCCUCGACGCCCGCCGACCUGGCCGGCCAGCGCAUCCACAUCAUGAUGCAGCUCGAGCUGUGCAAGCACCAGCUCAACCGCAUGUACAGCAUCCAGAGCUUCCCCAAGAACCACACGGCGGAGCUCGAGGUCAUGCUGACGGCCUACUACGGGCGCGAGGACGAGGAGACGAGCCCCGUGCUGCUGACCGAGGCCAUGCGGCGCUUCUCCCAGGCCACCUUUAGCGCCGCCGUGCUGCACAGCCUCCUCGAGCUGCACAUGUGCGCCGACGUGCAGCAGCUCGUCGACGUCACCUCGGGCCUCUACGACGGCAACGAGCUCUACACGGACAUGGUGCUGCAGAAGCAGGCGCGCAUCGCCGAGUGGGUUGGCAGCAUCGACGCCCGCGCCGCCGUCAUCCGCGCCGUCACCAUCCUGCGCUUGUACGAGGAGCACGUCGCCAACACGGGCAACGCCAACAACCGGUGCCUCGACCCCAUUGUGCAUGUUGCGCUGCUUGCCGCGGCGGUGGUGGCGCGCGCGUGGGCCGAGGGCGUCCUUCAGGAAUGCAUCUGCGCCGUCGCGAUGCCGACGCUGGAACUCGGCGGCAUGCCCGGCCUACCGGACGACGGAGCGCCGGCGGUCGUGUCGUGGAAGGCGACGGGCGGCCGGCUGCAGUAUCACGGCGUCGCGCUGUGCCGCUGCAACUUGCCGAGCUGGCGGGAGCGGUUCGCAAGAGGGCUUCCAGAGGGAGGCUGGCGGCAGCGCAUGGAUAGAAACUGGCCGAUGCUAUAA